Molecule: messenger RNA, 1227 nt
Organism: Nannizzia gypsea CBS 118893
Lineage: Eukaryota; Fungi; Ascomycota; Eurotiomycetes; Onygenales; Arthrodermataceae
Product: phosphopyruvate hydratase
Exons: 1
Coding region: 1-1227 (408 amino acids)
Biological process (GO): ganglioside catabolic process; oligosaccharide catabolic process
Cellular component (GO): membrane; intracellular membrane-bounded organelle; cytoplasm
Molecular function (GO): exo-alpha-sialidase activity
Source: RefSeq, a predicted model, not a curated record
AUGGGGAUUAGACAGUGGCUACUUUCCCUAGCGGUAGUCGCCCUUUCUGCCACUGCUACCCAGGCGAAAGUUGAUGACCCGGCCGGAAAAGCUGCACAGUAUCAUAAGGAAUAUGCUUUGUUUAAAAGUGCAAAUAUGCCAUCGCCCGACAAGUUGGCUAGUGGAGUCGGCUUUCACUCAUUCCGCAUUCCUGCUGUCAUCCGUACCAACACCGGUCGUAUCCUUGCCUUUGCCGAAGGCCGCCGCCACAACAACCGAGAUUACGGCGACAUCAACCUCGUCUACAAGCGAACCAAGUCAUCUACCAACAAUGGUGUAAACCCAAGCGACUGGGAAUCCUUGCGCGAGGUUGUCGGGAGUGGGCCUCAUACUUGGGGCAACCCUACCCCUGUUGUUGAUGGCAACACCAUCUAUCUCUUCUUAUCCAUGAACGACGGUGCCUAUAGUCAGAACGGAAAUAACGUUCUACCAGAUGGAACAAAAACCAAAAAGAUUGACUCUACCUGGAUUGGCCGCCGUCAUCUCUAUCUCACCACUAGCAUUAAUGACGGCGACACCUGGUCCAAGCCUGUGGACAUGACUAAGACUUUGACGCCAGAUGGCCAAGCAUGGGAUGCUGUCGGCCCUGGAAAUGGCAUAAAAUUAUCCAGUGGUGAAUUGGUCAUUCCAGCACAAGGCCGCAACAUUAUCGGGCGUGGGCCAGCAGGCAACCGUACCUGGUCCAUGCAGAUACUUAAGGGUGCUGGAUCUGAGGGCACUAUCUGCCAAACCCCUGAUGGAAAGCUCCUUCGCAACGACCGUCCAGGCCCUAUGGGCCAUCGAUCUGUCGCCCGUGGAACUCUAGAUGGCUUUGGUCCCUUUGCCACUGAUAACGGUCUUCCUGACCCUGCCUGCCAGGGUUCGAUCCUGAGCUAUAACCAAGAUGAGCCUGCUAGAACUAUUUUCAUGAACUCUGCCUCAACAGAGCGUCGCACAGCCAUGCGUGUACGUAUCAGUUACGACAAGGACGCAGCCAAAUUCAACUUUGGCCGUGAGUUGAAGGAUGCACCUCUAGGAAAUGUUGGAAAUGAAGGCGGUUACUCCAGCAUGACGAAGACGAGUGACUACAAGAUUGGUGCCUUGGUUGAAAGUGACUGGUACGAGGAUAAAGGUGGGGAAAAAUCGCAUCGAUGCAUCAUCUGGCGUCGUUUCAACCUGUCUUGGAUUAUCAAUGGUCCAAACAACUAG